AUGUUGAUCAAACAAAAGCAGAGAGAAAGUCUGCAGUCCUACAUCGACCGCUUCAAAAAGGAAGAGCUCGAGGUCCAUGACCUUGACCCCAUGGUCUCUAUGCACGCUGCCAUUAAUGGGCUCUGCACCGGCUCGGCCCUCAAGUGCUCGGUUGCCAAGAUCCUGCCAAAGACGAAGUUGGAGUUCCUCAAGAAGGCCCAGAAGUAUAUUGCGGCCGAAGAGGCUUCAACUAUGGGCCAUCAGGAAAGAGAAGUCGAGCACCACAAUGGGCCCCCUAAAAAGAAGAGGAAGGGCGGAGAUAACCCCCACCCCAACAACAACAACGGCAAUGACAACAAGAAGCCACCGGCCUCGGCCCUAGCUUACAAGGAGCAAACGCCACUUAACUCCACCUGUGCCCAGAAACUGAUGCAAAUCGGGGAGGAGAAGUAUGUAAAGUGGCCUGAGAAGUUGAAAAGGAACCCCAGGAGAGGAAAUUCAAAAAAGUACUGCAAGUACCAUCGCAGCACCAGGCAUGAUACGGAGGACUGCUACGAUCUCAAGAAUGAGAUAGUGUCCCUCAUCCUUUGUGGGCACCUUAAGUAG
Molecule: messenger RNA, 585 nt
Organism: Nelumbo nucifera (sacred lotus)
Lineage: Eukaryota; Viridiplantae; Streptophyta; Magnoliopsida; Proteales; Nelumbonaceae
Source: RefSeq, a predicted model, not a curated record